AUGGCACCGGACUCGACGACAGUCGCAGACCAAUCGGGGGAUGCAACCGAUAGAGCAGAUGAGAAGACAAGUAUCUCGAAGCAGUCGUCCAUCUCUACAAAUGAUGUCGAGAGAACAGCAAGCAAUAGGUCACCGACUGGCGUCCCUGACGGGGGCACAGCAGCAUGGCUGGUCAUUCUUGGUUGCUGGUGUACUUCGUUCUGCAGUUUUGGCUGGCUCAAUAGUGUCGGAGUGUUCCAAGAGUAUUACCAGAACGACCUCCUGCGUAGCUACUCUACAAGCGCAGUCUCCUGGAUUCCGUCGCUUGAGAUAUUCUUCAUGAUGGCCAUGGGACCCAUUGUUGGUGUGCUGUAUGAUCGCUACGGGCCCCGAUGGCUUCUAUUAACCGGCAGCAUAAUGCACGUCUUUGGGAUCAUGAUGACAAGCAUAAGCCAUGAAUAUUACCAGAUCCUGUUAUCACAAGGACUGUGCUCUGCCUUUGGCGUAUCCAUGAUAUUCCAGCCUUCCCUCACCUGCGCGGCCGGGUGGUUCGAUCGCAAACGCGGAGCAGCCUUUGGCAUUUUAUUCACAGGCUCUAGCAUCGGAGGAAUCGUCCUUCCAAUCUUGGUUACACACUUAAUCCGCGAUGCUGGGUUCGGCUGGGCGAUGCGCACCUGUGCGUUCGUCAUGCUGGCCCUUUUGACAGUGGCCAACCUCACCAUCCGGCCAUACAACCCUCCCAAACCGCGCAAGUUAACUGCCACUGAGCUCGUCAAACCGCUCAAAGAACUCCAAUUCGUCCUGCUACUACUCGGCCUAUUCAUCUUCACCUACGGCUUCUACGCCCCGAUCAACUAUCUCCCUGCCCAAGCCAUCAGCGUCGGCAUGUCCCCAAACCUGGUACAGUACCUCCUCCCAAUCUUAAACGCAGGCUCUCUCUUUGGCCGUCUCUUCGCCGGCUUCCUCGGCGAUAAGCUCGGCCGCUACAACAUCUUCAUCAUCGUCUGCUACCUCUCCGGAAUAUUCAUUCUCGCACUCUGGCUUCCCGACUCCAGCAAUGAAGCCCUCAUCGCCUUCGCCGCGCUGUUCGGCUUCUUCUCCGGCGCGUAUGUCUCCCUGCUGACGCCGCUGAUUAUGCAGAUCUCGCCGAUGCCGGAGCUGGGGUUCCGUACGGGGAUUGCGCUGCUGGCGACUGCUGUUGCGGGGCUGACUACGAAUCCGAUUAAUGGGGCGAUUGUGGAUGGGGGUGGUGGAUGGGCUGGGUUGAAGGUGUUUUCGGGGGUGCUGUCGAUUGUUGGGACGAGCUUUGUGCUGGUGGCAAGAUUGAAAAGGACAGGGGCGAAGGUUUUUGUGCGGUAUUAG
This is a messenger RNA of Aspergillus puulaauensis, 1341 nucleotides long. RefSeq names its product MCT family MFS transporter. The transcript is spliced from 4 exons. Bases 1 to 1341 code for a protein of 446 amino acids. The record is from RefSeq and is a predicted model, not a curated record. Gene Ontology annotation, biological process: transmembrane transport. Gene Ontology annotation, cellular component: fungal-type vacuole membrane. NCBI's taxonomy places the organism in Eukaryota, Fungi, Ascomycota, Eurotiomycetes, Eurotiales, Aspergillaceae. Gene Ontology annotation, molecular function: transmembrane transporter activity.